Brassicogethes aeneus is the source of this 1121-nucleotide messenger RNA. The record is from the annotation of a GenBank genome assembly. Lineage: Eukaryota; Metazoa; Arthropoda; Insecta; Coleoptera; Nitidulidae.
GCCAGCAGAAGUUCUGCGACCGUCAACGCGAGAGCCCGUCGCGCGAAAUAAGCUUGACAGCGUACACGUAAAACGCAAUACGUGCCAACAUGUUUACCUUGUGUAUGUCCCGCGAACACCCGCCUCCGCAAGAGCCGCUCCACAAUCAAACUAGAAACAAUGUGACAAACAAGCAAGUUAAAGGAGGGUACCUACUUCGUUAUAGACGCGGCAUCUUCUGCAAAGGCUGGAGCGAAGAAUGGAUGGUGCUGUACGAAGACUCGACGUUGGCGUGGUACGCCGACAAGGGUCUUAGCAGGCCGCGGGGCCACGUGCGCAUCUCGGAGGCCCCGGAAUUGCUGGCGGUGGGCGAGUGGACUCGGCAGGUGCCCCGCAGGCCCCGUUUUCCAGCGCAGUGCCACGUGGGACAGCUGCUGGCCAUCGGAAGCAGAGCCUUCCAGGAUGUGCACUGGCUGAUGGCGCAGUCGACAGCAGAAAUCAACGAUUGGAUGACGGCAAUCAGCAAUACUUUGCCACCACCCCCGCACCUGCCUUUGGAAGACAAAAGACUAUCGCUGACGCCCCAAGAGAUGCAAGUGAAAACAAACAAAUCCAGGGUAGCCAACGGAUGCGCGUUGCCGGUGAGGAACGGCAACGUGGCGGCGGGCCGACGGCACUCGCCCGCCAACAUCGGCAACGGCGCUGCGGUGGGAGCGGGAGCGGCAACAACGGCGGCAACCACGACUACAACGGUCGCGGCCUGCUACAACAACGUGAAACACAAUGCUCACACCAAUCACAGUCAAAUUAGUGAUUUAUUAAUAACGGACUCCAAAGCAGAGGAAUCUUGUGGAAUGGUUGGUUACAUUGACAUUGGAGCUUUUAAACAAAUAAACGUUUUUUCCAUUAAAACAUCAUUCUCUCCGACUCAGGCCUACGAUGCGGAUCACACGGUCCUUUCGGGCGUGGUAAUCGACUGGGGCCAUGGCUGGGGGUGGGGCCAGGCCGCCUGGGCUGCGCAGACUGCCUGCGCGCACGAGGCUGCAGUCACCAGCGCCAUCUAUUGCCACGCGGCGGACGACUACGCGCUGGGAGGCUACGACGAAGUCGAUUGGAGCGCUUUCGGCGAUUUCAGCUUCUAA